CUCAUGGAACAACGUAUAUUCAAACAAAUCAAUAUGAAUUUAUCGAUGAUGAGAAGAAAAGGAGAAAUAGAUAUUCCUUUCCGCAUGAAAAUCAAGACAGGUAUAUUCGUAAAAGAAGUAAAUUUUCUUAGUUUGGACACUUCUGGGUGAAAAUGCCAGAAUACAAGGUUCAUUAUUUCCAUUUCACUGGGAGAGCAGAACCAAUCAGAAUGCUUUUGAGAUAUGGAGGAAUACCAUUCACCGAUAAUCGUAUACGAUUUGAAGAUUGGCCUAAAACCAAACAAUCUAUGCCAUUGGAACAAUUACCUGCUCUUGAAAUUGAGGGAGAUUUGAUUCCACAGUCAGUUGCCAUCUGCAGAUACUUAGCAAAAAUAGUACAACUAGAUGGUCGUGAUGAAAGAGAGAACCUGAAAAUUGAUAUCUCAGUUGAAACACUGUCUGAUCUUUUGAGAAAACUAGUUGAUUAUGCGCAUGAAAAAACGAUGAAGACGGAAUCAGCAGAAAAUUUUGUGAACGAGACAUUACCAUAUUUUCUUAGUAGAUUGGAACAACAAGCGAUGAAAAAUCGAGGCUAUAUCGCUCUUAAUAGGUUAACUUGGGCUGACAUAAUCUUCGUUUGUUUGUAUGAAGAUGCCGCAAAUUUCGUUGAAAGAGAUAUCAUAGCUGAUUACCCAAACCUGCUGGAAGUCAGAAAAAAUGUGUUAGCUGUUUCGGCCAUAAGAGAAUGGAUUCAGAUACGACCGGAAAACCAAAUUAACACAUUUUAUAAUUUGAAAGCCGAUUUGUGAUCAUUCAAUAUUUCUGAUUUGGCAUUAUAAUUAGUGCAGUGGGUGCUAUUAAAAAUCUACUUUCUAA
Phaedon cochleariae (mustard beetle) is the source of this 855-nucleotide messenger RNA. NCBI's taxonomy places the organism in Eukaryota, Metazoa, Arthropoda, Insecta, Coleoptera, Chrysomelidae. The record is from the annotation of a GenBank genome assembly.